This is a messenger RNA of Penicillium argentinense, 801 nucleotides long. RefSeq lists its product as uncharacterized. NCBI's taxonomy places the organism in Eukaryota, Fungi, Ascomycota, Eurotiomycetes, Eurotiales, Aspergillaceae. The record is from RefSeq and is a predicted model, not a curated record. The coding region runs from base 1 to 801 and encodes 266 amino acids. The transcript has a single exon.
AUGGCCGAGCCAUGGGCAGUCUCUGACGCUAUCACAAAUCGGCUUUGGUCAUUUGAAGCCAUGGACGCAGACCUAGAAACAGAACUACACAAUUUGGGCGACCUGAAUAAGCAGUUCGGGAAUGGCUUCACAAGCUUCCAAGGCAGUGAUACUUUCAACAUCUCGGAAGAGCUUCAGGCUGACGACACGGCGUUCUUCACAUUUCCCGACGAUCAUACUCUUGAAGUCCCGUCGCUCACUCUUCUCAACGCUGCUAUGAGAGUCGCCCAGCAGCUGAACGUCUCUGAUAUUAUCUGGGACAUGACAGCAAUAAGCCCUUUCUAUCAAGGGCUACAUCACAGUGACUCCGAUUCGUCACUCUCGCCACCAUCCCUGGAUUCCGGUCUAUCAACAUCUAGACCAUCGCCCACAAACUCCAGUUUACAGAUGGACCCCAAUGAGCUACCUUUGCAUCUACAGCCAACGAGAACACAGCGUCUCAUUGCCCACCAUCCGCUGCUAGACCUUCUGCCCUGGCCCAGUACCCGCGAUAAAAUGAUUCAAGUUUUCAAUCUCCCCGUCCACAUGCGACCGAGUAAUGCACAGGACCCGAUGGGACUUGUUCGGUUUGUCUAUGACAUGGAAGACGAAAGUGGAGAAGGGGUCUUGGUCACUGGGCAGAAUCCGUUUGAGCCCGGAACAUGGGAAAUCGGUCAACUACUUUUUGAAAAGUGGUGGUGGGCAUUCGAUACGGCUGUUGUUGAAAGCAGCAACCGUUCUAGGAAGAAUCGGGGAAAGGCGAAGCUAGUAAUACGUGGAUAG